Pararge aegeria (speckled wood butterfly) is the source of this 3914-nucleotide messenger RNA. It is a transcript of the gene Paip2, whose product is annotated as neurofilament heavy polypeptide. The record is from RefSeq and is a predicted model, not a curated record. Gene Ontology annotation, molecular function: mRNA regulatory element binding translation repressor activity. NCBI's taxonomy places the organism in Eukaryota, Metazoa, Arthropoda, Insecta, Lepidoptera, Nymphalidae. The transcript has 10 exons. Gene Ontology annotation, cellular component: cytoplasm. Gene Ontology annotation, biological process: negative regulation of translational initiation. Bases 619 to 1881 code for a protein of 420 amino acids.
CACAAGAGUAUGUUUCUCGCAGAAAGGUAAUUUUAAGUUCCGAUCUCAUAGUAUAACGCGUUAAUUUAAUAAAAGUAAUUUAAUUCUAAAAACUCCGAUUAGAAAAUAACACAACCGGCAUUCCUGCAGCGCGAAGUUAGUUUAUUAUUGAAGUUGCGGUCCAACAGGGCGAUGUUCACUCCGGUCGCCAUUGAAGCCACGACGUCGAGUCGCGAUCUUGUAUGAAAUGGUGUUAUAGGUUAUUUAGUUUAAAAUUAGAAUAACGUGCAACGAAAACUCAAUAAAAACUGUGUGAUUGCGUUAAACUACAUUAUAGUGAUAAGGAACGCGCCAUCACUUUGUAUUAUGAGUGGCGUUCUAACCAGACAUGUUUGAAACACACAAACUAAAAAGCGGAAAUCUUAUGAUAAUUGUGCCUCAAAUUAGAAAUUAUAAGAUUUAACUUGGGAUCCUAUCCUCUAGAGAGUUUUAACUAAUUUUAAAUUUUAUCGUUAGAAAUAUAGUAAUAUUCUAAUUUUGUUGGUAAAAUUUAGUGAGUUAGGUAUCUUAUUUUCGGGAGUGUAGUUUGUAGUUUAUGCUAAGUCAGCGAGUAGUUGAUAAAUCGAUAGUAUUGCAAGCAUGAAAAUUCCGGAAACGUCUGCAAACAUUGGUGCUUAUUACGGCAAUGAAGAAAAUGGCCAGUGGCAGCCGAACGGAGCCAUAAUCGACAGCGGAGUGGGCGGUGGUGUGGUGGGCAGCGGUGACGCAGGCCUGCACCGACCACCAGUGUACCCCGUGCAUAUACCCAGGGGACAUAUACCCGGAUACGUGAUGGCCGGCGCGUACUACCCCCCCGCGUACCCGCCUGCACCACCCCCGCCUCAGAACGACUUCGCGGACUACAUGUGGAUGGAGAACGAGGAGGAAUUUGACAAACAAGACGACUUCGAGGACUACAUGUGGAUGGAGAACCAGGAGGAUUUCGACAAACAAGUGAUGCAGCAGUUGGAGGAGGAAGCCCUAAUGGAGCAGUGCAUCGAAGCUAUGCUGGAGGAUGAGCAAAGAGAACAGAGGCAGAGGCCCGUCCCCAACGGACACAACCACCCAACAACAAGCAACGGAUCAGGCACUGUGUCCCUACAGGAGGCGGUUUCCAGGUCUACACUCAACCCUUUAGCAGCCGAGUUUGUCCCCAACAGAGCACGACAGCCACCUGAAGAAAAGCAGCCGGUCAUAGAAGUAAAGACAGAAGUUAAAACUGAUGUUAAAUCAGAUGUUAAAACAGAUGUCGCCAGCGCGAAAGAAGUAGUCACAGAAGUUACACAGAAGGAUAUGGUUGAUGGCAAACAAGACACAGAAGCAGUAAUACAGAGUAAAAAAGAAGAAACGAUACAGGCACCCACCGAGCCCCCAGAAGUCAGUGCGGCGGGACUCCUACCAAUAGAUACAGAGAAAGACAAAAGAACGCCGAAGGAAGCGAAAAAGGACACGAAACCAAAACAGGAAGUAAAAAAAGCACCAAAAGUCGACAUAAAAGCGAAAGCUAAGCCCAUUGUGGUGAAAUCCGAGACAAAAGUGCAGCCCAAAAAGGAGGAAGUGAGCGUUAAAGUUGUUAAAAGUGAAAUUAAAGUUGAGAAGAAGGAAGUGGCGCCGGUCGCUGAAGUUGUCAAACAAGCAACCCCACCAGUGACGGAAGAAACGUCGCUUCCGGGACUAAAACCCAUCAACUACGCCGCGGCGGCAAAGGCGAACAAGCCCAAGAAACCCACCACGCCACCCGUCACCGAGAAAACAGCACCGCAAGUUACGAAAACAGAAAAGGUUGAAAAGAAACCAAUGCUCAAGGACAGUAGAGCGAAAAGCGAAAAACCCAGUGUACAAAGAAAGAGUUCUAUGAAGUAAAUAUAUUUUUUGAAGGCAAUUUUUAAUGUACAAAAAAUGUUCUAUAUAUUAAUUGUUAUAAUAUUGCCUUGCUUUCUACAAAACUUGUGGGGAAUGCGGCAACACUGAACAGUAACAAAAAAACAGUACCAAUUAGCAGACCGCAUCUCGAGUACCAUCAGCCGCUGUUUUUUUCAUUUCUUAUUGACUUUCGGCGCGUGAGCACGUCCUACGCAUUUUCAGUUCGGAAAAAUCCAUUGUGUGUGUAAUAUGUGAUCAACGUUGUACAAUAUUUUUGUCACGGCAAUACCAAGGAACGAGCGACGUAUAUUGACAUGUAAAUUAGGGUAUUUUAAAACAUUUAAAGUCGACUAUAAUUUCCUUUAUAUUUCUAACACUGAAGGGUACGUUCCUUCAAUAAUUCUACUAAAAAGUAAAAACUACCGUUUCCCUAAAAGUUUAAGUUGGCAAUACUGACGAAAGUAGGAGAAUAAUGCUAAAGAUGGUAUAAGAACGGGCCCUUUGGUAUAUCGACCUUAUGCGGUAGGAAUACAGUUGUAAAUAGCUAAAACUGGACUUCAGACUUGUGCAGUAUGUACAAACAGAGCUGUACCUUUUGUAAAUCUGAUUUCGAUUCCCUAGAAAAUCGAGUAAGGUACGUAUGUAGAUAUCUAGGACUAAGUAGGACACGUCUGCGUUAGUUUUAGCGAUUUACGACUGUAUUUCAUUCGCAUAAGGUCGAAAUUACAAUGGGCCAGUUCCUUACAGUGUAAGUCGAAGAAUCAUUGGCAAUUCGUAUGGAACUAAGAAACUAACAUAAAACCUUACAUACUAUUUACAACAUUAUUUGCAUGGGCAUAAGGUUGAUAUUCCGAAAUAUCGUAUUAAGUCAUAUGCAAUUAUGAAAGGAACGGGUACAAGUCUUAACUUUUCUUACUUGUCUUAAUAUGUAAAACAAUUUUUCUGUACCUUUACUUUUUCGCGUAAAGUAUUAUUUGAAAUAGUAUAAAGUAAUAAAAACGCAUUAAGAAAAAAUAUUUUUCUUUAUUUUGUUUUUUUUUAAUUAAUCAUUAAAAAAUACUUUACAUUAAAAGUAAUGAUUUUCUUGCUUACGUAAUAAUACAAGUUAGAAAAGAAUGUAUUGAAACUACAUAAUAUAUAGAGGAAUGAUCUCUAUUACAACCAAGGGGCCGCUGUCACUUUGUUUUUGUCUCCAAUUGCUUGACGUCAUUUUGGCGCUGUAAGUUGUGAAGCUCUAAUAUGAAUGUCAUGGACUUCAAAUUUAAUUGACUAAAAAACUAAGAUAUAAAUUAGUUCCAGAGACACUCCCAUGUUGCAUGAGUGAAAAAUUUAAGUAUAACAACAGCCAGUCCAGUGUUAAUAUUAAAGGUCAGUGCUUUGAAGUUAAAUUCAUUUGUCAAAUUAAUAUGUUAUAUGUUUUGUUGUAUAUGUCAGAUUUACGUUUUGUUUCCUUGAAAAUGUAUGAAUUUGGUAAAUUCUAAAGUUUACGAGUAAAAAAAAACUUUACGUUUAACAAUAACAUGUGUGCUUCAAAAUCGAUUUGUUUAAUACAAAAAUGAUUAGAAAUGGAAAAUGAAAUAUUGUGGAAUUUUUUAUCCAGCGGGACUGGCUUAUUUUUCCUGGAAUAAAUUUAGUAACACUGGUUAUAAAUAUUUAUUACACAUAGUAGAAUAUGAGUAGCGUUUUGAGUAAAAAUCUUUCACUGUCACAAUGUAUGCUUCAUUAUAGACUUAUAACAAUAACAAUUUACCAAUUACCAAUAUAAUAUAAUAUAACUUUAUUACCAAUAUAAUAUAAGCUACAGCAGCUGAUUUAUUCUUGAGUAUAUUUGUCAAACACAUAACUUAUAUUUUGGAGUGAAGGUACUUUUCAUCUCUACGUUUAUGGGAUAUUUAUGCCCGUUCGGAAUGAUACAAUAUUUGGCACAUACUUUAUUUGCAUCUACGAGAUGAAGUUCUUCUCAUCCUAGGCAAAUGAAGAAUUUCUACAUAAUUGAAUUAAAAAAUAUAUAUAUUUUAUAAACGACUUGUUGU